GGAAGCCUGCAAGUGAGAGGCAGUCAGUCAGUCUUGCUGGGACACUCACUCAUACAACACUAGUCCACUCUUCGGAGCCAUGGAGAGAGAACCGUCGCUCGGACUGCGACUUUUCACAGCGCUCGUCGUCUUUUACGGACUCACCGGUGUGUCCAGUAACCUGGUGGUGGUCCCUGACAAAACGGACGCUGUGCUGGGCAAGAACAUUACACUGAGCUGCAGGAUCGAGGCGCCCCCUGACCUCAUCCUCAUCCAGAGCUCCUGGGAGCGUCAACUCCCUUCAGGCAAAGCGAUCUUGGCCGUGUUCCACAAAGAGUUUGGAACGUCCAUCUCUGCGGACUACGCCAGGCGCAUCUCGUUUGUUUCCCCCUCUGUCCACGAUGCCAGCAUUACCCUUGAAGGAGUCGACAUUGCGGAUAUCGGCUUGUACACCUGCAAAGUGUCGACAUUUCCGCUGGGAAAUUCCCAAGCGUCCACCAACCUCAACGUAUUAGUGGAGCCGAAGGUGUACGUCUCCGCCGGCUCCGCCACCCUGCUGGACGGCGAGAGCGAGUCGCUGGUGGCCACCUGCAUCGCCGAUCACGGCCGCCCCGCCGCCGAGGUCUCCUGGGAGACCGAUCUGCACGGGACAGUGGAGAGGGAGAGUCGCAACGAGACCGACAGCACCACCAGCGUGCACGUGCACUACCUGUGGCAGCCGAAAAUCUACGCACAAGGGAAGACGCUCAUGUGCGUCGUGCACCACCCGGCCCUGCAGACGGAAUUCCGUAUCCCCUACACGCUCAAUAUUCAAUUUGCACCGGUGGUCUCAAUAACAGAAGUGGAGAGAAACUGGUAUGCCGGGCAAGCAAAUGUGAGGUUCAUCUGUGACGGCCAGGCCAAUCCCCCUGCCCGUCAGUACACGUGGGUCAGGUUGGAUGGGUCCAUGCCUGACGGCGUUGAGAUUGUAAACAACGUGUUCACGUUCAUACGGCCGCUGCAGCUCAACGACUCCGGGGUGUAUCGAUGCGAAGUGACCAAUGACGUCGGCCUCCGCAGCAAGGACGUGUCCCUGUGGGUGCAAGAGCCCCCAUCCACCACGCCCAGCCCCAUCACCACCACGACGCCACACCUCAUCUUCGGACUCGGCACCGGGUUCAACUCCUCGACCCUGGCCUCUUUGCCGGACAGCACCCUGGGCACUAUCAUUGGCGGGGCCGUGGGCGGCCUGCUCGUCCUGGUCCUGGUCCUGAUCCUGGCCGCAGCCUGCUUCAUGCGCCAGCGCCGCACCUUCCGGGGCGACUACUACACCAAGCAGUACCUGGGACCCUCGGACAUGCAGAAGGAGUCUCAGCUGGACGUGCUUCAGCCGCACGAGCUGCAGGAAGUGUACGGCGACAAGGCCAGCAAAGGCAGCCAGGAUCUGAAACCCAAACUGGGUGGGGACAUCAUUUACCCCGACUACGUCCCGCAGAGCAAGGAUAGGAACGACUGGGCCGAACGGGAGGGGGACUACUACCCCGAUCACUACCACGGCCAGAACAUGCACCCCUGCGGGCCUCCGGUAGCGAACGGCUCGCCAUACAUCCCGGAGGACUGCUACAACAAUUGCACAGACGGCGACUACGUCUCCCACUUGGACGGAUCCGUCAUCUCGCGGCGGGAGUGGUACGUCUGAGGACGUGAUCAAGAGACAGAAGGACUGGAAACCACUUCCCUUUAAGGACGCCUUUGCUGCAGACAAGCCAGGACGCCUCCACGAUUUGAUCUGUACGGGCUUAUGGCGCAGGAGACGGCGCCUCGUGUUUGUGCACCUGUCUUUAAGCGCAGCACGGGAGGUCAGGUGUGGAGACCCCUCGUUUGUGACGCGUUUAAACCUCUUAAGCGGCUGGAAAGCUGCAUUUCAAAGAGACCCUCCUCAUGCGUGUUAAAGGGAAAGUCAGGAAAAAGGGAGCGCGAGAGGACUUCCUUCCACUUCAGUAUUACUUUAGUUUCAACUACUGAGAAGCGGCCGCGAUAACCAGAUCAAGGUUAUUUUGGCGUCUGGAGCACCGAGUUAUCAUCAUCGCGUUUUGGUUGUCUUAUCCCUACUUUUAAUUCGGCAUCAAAGUGACGCCUUGCAGAUGUGAGGCUCACAGCUGUCAUCAUUUGGGGCUUCUGCGGCGACGCACAGCGCCGCCAUUUUCAGCGUCGGCGGAUAAGGAAAAUAACACCGCGCAGAAGGAGGGGGAAGCGUCGGAAACAUUGUAGCCCGCUGACAUCACCGCCGAUCACAGAACAGUUUGGCUGCUCCCUGGAAAUGUGAUCCGCGGCUGCAAACAAAAUGACGUGAAAAAGCGUCUCAAGUCGAGAGUGCGCGCCUCCCAAAAGGACGUGUAUAUUUUCUCUCUUCACACCGACAACAAACCCGCUGACAUCAUUCUGAUCUCACAGCCCGCUGCUUGAUUUGACCUUUUUUCCACCGCUCUUCCUUAGGAUUUGAAACCACUCCACUUAGGGGGGCUCAGACACAAGGAGCACGUGUUGAAGUGCGUCCCGGACGAGGCGUCUCCUGCCUCCUUGGGGUUUUUUUUUUUGGGUUUUUUUGCAGCUUGUGGGUGCUUCCCGUCCCCGCCCUCGCAUGCCGCCCCACCCCGCCCCGCCUGAGUAUAAACCAGCUUUAAUGUCAGUUGGCCUCAAUGGCCGCACACACACAUCUGCACACACGCAGCCCACAUACGAGGAGCGGCCCUCGCCUCAAGGAACCUUAAUUUAGCCUCUCGCACUCAAUGAUUUGCAGCACGUGUUCCCCGCUCGUCGGCUGAAUCGUCGAACCCAAAACAUUGUGAGCUGAACUAAGUGAUGAAUGUCGGAGGGUUUUUAAACCUUACUUUUAGUUUAAGUUAUUGUUACCCAUUAUGUGUACAUAAUGCUGACAGGUUAGCUUAGCAUUAGCCUUUACCGUGUACGUUCCACCACAGAUUAAAUAGCCGGUGCCUUAGCUCAGUGGUCCCCAACCCCCGGUACCUGUCCGUGGACCGAUUGGUACCGGGCCGCACAAGAAAUUAAAAAAUUAAAAAAUUUUUUUUUUUUUUUUUUUUUUAAUUUUUUAAAUAAAUCAACAUAAAAAACCCAAUACAUACAUUAUAUAUCAAUAUACAUCAAUACAGUAUAAUUUUCAAGCGUUGACCGGUCCGCAGCUACAAAAAGGUUGGGGACCACUGCCUUAGAUGGUCUUCCUCGAGGCGUCUUCCAUCUUAAUAUUUAAGGUUUCAAAUGGUUCAAUCAGACAAAAGGUUGAUUGUUACGCCUUAUACGCUUUUUAAUCGGACGCAUGUAACUAGUUAAGUUACCAAGCGAGCCAGAAUCAUAGAAAAUAUUGUCCUGUAAAUAAGCUGGCAUUUGUUUUUGUGCAUUGAUGUGGGAAAAUAAUUGCUUUUUUUGUUUUGUAUGACUUUUGUGAUGUGAUAUACAACAGUGGUACCUCGGUUUUUGUUAGUCAUCCUUUCAAAAAUGUCCGUCAAAAUCGAAUCGUACGAAAAUCGAGGACAUUUUUGCCGUUAGAAAUCAUGUCAAUUCAAUUGAUCCAAAUGUUAAUAAAGGAGUCCAGGAUAACUGAUUUCAGACACUAUGUCUUUCAUUCAAUAAUAAUGAAUACAUUCAGGAUAAAUGAUAUCAGACAGUGUGGCUUUCAUUCAAUAAUAAUACAUUUUUCAUUACAUAUUAAGAAAUGAUCAUGUCAUCAUAAAUAAUAUCAGACACUGGUUUUCAUUCAAAAAUAAUGAAUAAAUUCAGGAUAAAUGUAUUUAGACACUGUGGUUUUCAUUCAAUAAUAAUGAAUACAUUCAGGAUAAAUGAUAUUAGACACUGGCUUUCAUUCAAUAAUAAUGAGUACAUUCAGGAUAAAUGAUAUCAGACAGUGUGGCUUUCAUUAAAUUUUAAUGAAUACAAUUUAGGAUAAAUUAUAUCAGACUGGGGUUUUCAUACAAUAAUAAAUAAAUUAGGACAGGGUAAAUAAUAACGGACUCUGAUUUUUCAUCAAAUAUGAUAAAAUGAUAAUUUCAGGAUAAAUGAUACCACACACUGAGGUUUUCAUUCAUCUAUCCAUCCAUUUUCUACCGCUUGUCUUUUUCAGAGUCACUUCAAAUUAAGUCAGGGUAAAUUAUAUCCGACUCUGGUUUUUUAUUAAAUACUGUGAAAUGAUCAUUUCUGGAUAAAUGAUUUCAGACACUGUGGUUUUCAUGCAAUAAUACCUAAAUUGAUUAAGGGUAAAUUAUAUCCGACUUUGGUUUUUAAUUAAAUAUUAUUAAAUGGAUGAUUUCAGGAUAAGUAAUAUCAAACACUGUGGUUUGCAUUUGAUUGUAUCUAAAUUAAGUCAGGGUAAAUAUUAUCCAAAACUGUUUUUUCAUGAAAUAUUAUUAAAUGAGGAUAAAAUAUAUUAGUUGCUGUGGUUUUCAUUCAAUAAUUCCAAAGUUUAUUCAGAAACUGCAUCGUACGAAUAUCCAAGAAAAUUUUCCUGUAAGAUGUUCAGUAAAUUUAAUUUAACAAAUUAUAAUACGUUGAGGAUAAAUGAUAUCAGACAAUGUGGUUUUCAUUCAAUAACAACUCAAUUAAGUCAGGGUAAGGAUAUAUAAUUAAUUUCGGAUGAAUGACACCAGGUACUAAUUUUCAUUAAAUAAUAAGGGUGAAUUCAGAAUCAGUGAUAUCAGACAUUUUUUUUAAUAAUCAUAAAUGAAUUCUGUACAAAUUAUAUGAGACACUGUGGUUUUUCAUGAAGUAGUAAUGAAUAAUUCAGGUUAAAUAAUAUCAGAUUCAAUAUUAAUACAUGAGUUCAGGAUAGAUUAUAUCAGACAGUCUUUCAUUUAUUACUAAUAAAUCUAUUCAGGAUGACUGUAAUUUUCAUUUAAUAAGAACUUAAUUAAUUCCAAAAACAAAUCAUUUCAAUCAAUCCAUUCAGCAUUUUAACACAACACAUAUAAUGGAGAAUAAUCAUAUAAUAUGUUAUACUAUAAUGAUAAUAUAUUAAAUGAAUAUUUAACAUCACUUACCUUUAAUCAGGACUUUUGUUGGCAAAGACGGCGAUGAGCAAAGUGGGAGGAAACCAUGGGAAGGGGCGGAGCCACACAAACACCACCCUGUACUUUCCCACCCCAGUUAUUUCUAGAAUCGAACAAUGUUUCUCACCUUCUUCAUCAAAGGGCUGGCACUCACAACUUUCUCGAUUAUUUUGCAGUCAUGCUCAAUAAAAAAAGUACAGAGAUCAGCUGAGUCUUACCUUGGCCAGGGAUUUUUUUUUUUCCAAUUUGAGAAAACACGACUCGUUUGUAACCCACAAUGUUUGGCCGUACGAAAACCGGGACAAACUUUUGGCAAAUAAGAACCGAGGUACCACGGUGUUAGUUGACCGUGUUUGACGAAUAUGGAGCAUUUAGCGUUGUUCUCGACCAAUGACAUUUUUGUACAGGAUGAUGGUGGUCUCACAGGAAGCGGAGACGAACGUGUGUCAG
This is a messenger RNA of Entelurus aequoreus (snake pipefish), 5465 nucleotides long. RefSeq names its product nectin cell adhesion molecule 3a (gene nectin3a). Gene Ontology annotation, cellular component: apical junction complex; adherens junction. The transcript is spliced from 6 exons. Gene Ontology annotation, biological process: heterophilic cell-cell adhesion; homophilic cell-cell adhesion. The coding region runs from base 80 to 1657 and encodes 525 amino acids. NCBI's taxonomy places the organism in Eukaryota, Metazoa, Chordata, Actinopteri, Syngnathiformes, Syngnathidae. The record is from RefSeq and is a predicted model, not a curated record.